This is a messenger RNA of Spizellomyces punctatus DAOM BR117, 2574 nucleotides long. RefSeq lists its product as uncharacterized. The transcript has 11 exons. The record is from RefSeq and is a predicted model, not a curated record. Lineage: Eukaryota; Fungi; Chytridiomycota; Chytridiomycetes; Spizellomycetales; Spizellomycetaceae. Gene Ontology annotation, molecular function: nucleic acid binding; zinc ion binding; protein binding. The coding region runs from base 16 to 2217 and encodes 733 amino acids.
GGGCAGUGCUACAGGAUGGAGCGGGGUAACAUUGGUAGCAUUCCCUCGGUAUUUCAAAGCUCAAUUCUCCGAGCGGACUCUCGAGACCAUACGCCGUUAUGGGAUGGCCCCGGUUCUGGGCAGCGUAGCAGGUCUCGAGGGCGCUUCGUCCCCGACCGAAACGUUAUUCCGACCACGCCCUGUCCUAGAUGCGGAAAAAUGGGGCACUGGGCUCGGUAUUGUCCAAAUCAGUCAAUUGGCGAAUCCCCACGAAGACCACCUUCCUGGCAUACUGGGCGAGAGGCUACCGGAAAGAGGCCUUUUUCUUCAAGAGAUUCAAAUCUAUUUGGGACUAACCGCCAUGACUUUGGCCACCAGCCAGUGAAUUAUGACGUCAAAAACAAGAGGCCGAGACUGGAUUCACCGUCUUCCAGUCCAGAGGUGAUACCAGUCAAGGAAGAGGAGGAAGAUCAGCCAGUCGCCAUUGCCGAGCCAGUCAUCCGCGAAGGUUCGCGCAGAAGGUCACCAUCGCCAAAUCCCCAUGGUGAGAACCUUCGUGAGGAGAGACCGCCUCCAGAUCCAUUUGAAAGCCUUGUUUCACAACACCAAGAUCUGCAGUUGGUGGGUUCUAUGGUAGCCCGUCGUGGUGCGGAUGAAAUGCCACUUCAAAGAUCAGAAAACGCAAAUAAAGCAUCUUCAUUAAGCUCCAGUUCCGGAGAGGAAUCAUCAGAUUCAGAGGCUGAGGGACUAAGUCUUGCUCAACUAGCCAUUCAGAUGGAAAGGCAGCGGCAUCGCUUUAUUAUAUUCACCGACAAAGCUCGCCGGGCAUCUCGGAGGAUUGCAAGGCUCACAAGACUUUUAGAACGAGCGGCGGCAAAAUCGGCGUCUGAAGUAUCACCGCGGUCUACAAUAAAUGGCAGAUCUCCACGAUCCAAACAUAAUCAUUCGUCGCAAAUGCAGGACACGCCAGCGGCGGUACAGGCCGGGCCGUCCGAAGGCCAUACUGAACUCAGUUCGCCUCAAGGGAGCUCUCGACGUCAGACAAAAUCUAGCACUGAAAAUGGCCGUGACGAGUCCUCCAGUUGGCAGCCUGAGACGAAACGCACGAUAUGCACGUUGUACAAUUUCAACCGCAGAAAGGUCGGAGAGUUUACGCGAAAGCCUCGAUCACUAUUAUUACCACCAGAGAACCCAGGUCCAGUUCAAGAUACUGUCAUAGCAUCUACUCUCGACGGCCAUCUGCAUUUAUUUGACCAACGUGGCAAGAGUCAAUUCCAGUCAGUUUUACAUGAGGAACUGAGGAAUUACUGGUCCGAAGAUAUUGCCUGGGUAUCCCCAAACGUCCUUGCUGUUGCUGCUGCCGACAAGUCUGCACAAAACUCCACCAAAGGCGAUAAGGCGUCCAUUGUUCCCCAUCAAUUGGCACUCCUUUAUGAUUGUUCAGUAAAAAGGGGGAAAUUCACCUACAAAGUACAGCAUCUAAGAAACAACAUGCCCCACGAUAGAGGCAUUGCCCUUAUAUACCCGUUCGCCAAUCUGGGGAACAAAACCCGUUGGUUAACUGGUGGAAUGGACAAGAAGAUCUUCUUGUGGAGUUUUGAUGGGUCCUUUUGGGGGAAUCAGGAUGACUAUACCAAGGUCAAUCAUAUUAGCAUUCACACGGAGCAUACCUCGGCAGUCCAGGGAAUAUAUUACAAUCCGCACAGCGAGGUACUAUAUUCUGGUGGUCUGGACUCGCGACUGGUUGGAUGGUCUCUGGCUGAAGGGAGAAAUACGCUACCAUUCGAACGUAUGGAGGGAAAAAUCAGGGACAUCAGCGGCAUUCCAACACAUCCACAGCUGUUGCUUCUCGGAUUCGCGGAAAGCAAGAACCAGAUGCGCUUAUGGGAUGAACGGGAGAGAAAGGUUGUUCUGACUUUUGGUCUGAAUGAAGGCGCGAGCGAGGAUUCGAGUAGGUCAGAUAGCACGAAAUAUAGACAUCAUUCUGUGCAUCCCAACGGAUAUCUGGUUUCUCUCGGCCACAUCCGGGAUGGCACUGUCGCCAUUUGGGACAUGAGACACACCGGCGUACAACAGGGACCUGCACAAUCAUUGAGCGGCCAUACCAAACGAGUCAUAGUGGCAAAAUUCAACGAAUGGCGGGGGAAAAGCUCAAUCAUAUCACUGGGCCUGGACAAUAGCUUGGUGUUUACGGAUUAUCAGCUUCGAACGGAGGAGAUGCCAAAGCAGUUACGAUGACAUCGAGUAGAACGAAGCCGGUGUGACCUGUGAAUCCGAAUUUCAUCUCUGAUACGUUACUGAACGUGGGCGGACGCUUUCAUGCACCAUUGAUCCUCGAUCGGCAUUAUCAUCAAAUAUUUAGCCUGAAGCAAGCGGUUGAGUAGUAAUCAUUCAGUCAAAUCACAAGGCCACUGGACGUUGUGUGCAAAGGCAAGCAAUAGCUAGCGUUGCCAUGUUCAUCCUCCUGUGUACAGUUUAGGAUAUUGCAUCCUUGCAAAUAGAGAGCUUAGAUAUCCGUAGCGUUAGGGUUAGACUAUCGUCCAAAUGCAUUGUAGAAGGCGACAUGAUCGGGCCCAUUACAUAACCUGUCACAUG